AAUUCUCGCGUAUUUUUCUGUACGCCUUGCAUUUCUCAUUUCUAACCCAUUUUUUAUUUCUUUCUUUCAUACCAAACAAACACAAAGCUUUUGAGAGAAGCAAUAUUUAAAACAAAACAAAACAAAACAAAACUGUUCGUCUCAUUCUCUUUUUCUUCAGGAAUUAUUAACAUGUCUACUCAGCGAAUUGAUCCACUUGUUCAAGUGGAAACAACCUGUAGAGCCCUUCUAAAUGAACUUCAGAUAAUCUGGGAAGAAGUUGGGGAGACAGAUGCUGACAGAGAUGAAAUGCUGCUUGAGCUUGAACGAGAGUGUGUGGAGGUAUACAGAAGAAAGGUAGAUCAGGCAAAUCACUCCAAAGCCCAUAUAAGACAGACAAUUGCUGAUUCUGAAGCCGAACUGGCUGCCAUCUGUUCAGCAAUGGGGGAGAGGCCAGUGCAUAUUAGGCAGUCAGAUCAAAACAUUGGCAGCUUGAAGGAAGAGCUCAGGAAAAUGCUUUCACAAGUGGAGGAGAUGAAGAAAAGGAAGGAAGAAAGAAGAAAUCAUUUCAUAGACGUCCUGGACCAAAUAGAAAUGAUCAUAAAUGAGAUAAAUGGAUCCACGGAAUCAGUUUCCUCGGAAACGGUUGUGGAUGAAACUGAUUUAUCCUUAAUGAGGCUUGAAGAAUUGCAUAGACAGCUGCAUGAACUUCUGAAAGAGAAGAGUAAUCGUCUGAAGCAGGUUCAGGACCAUCUUAACACAUUGAACUCACUCUGCUCAGUGAUGGGUAUGGAUUUCAAGCUUACAGCUACCGAGGUCCAUCCUAGUUUAGGUGACUCUGAAGGAUCGAGGAGCAUUAGCAAUAAUACACUCGAGCAACUGGGAACAGAAAUAAAUAAGUUGCGGGAAGUUAAGAUACAGAGGAUGGAAAGGCUACAAGAUCUUGCAACUACUAUGUUGGAGUUGUGGAAUCUGAUGGAUACACCGAUUGAGGAGCAACAGAAGUUUCAGAAUGUUACAUGCAAUGUAGCUGCUUCAGAGCAUGAAAUUACUGAACCCAACACUCUCUCUGACGAUUUUAUCAAUUAUGUUGAGGAAGAAGUUUCUAGAUUGGAAGACUUAAAGUCGAGCAAAAUGAAAGAGAUCAUUCUCAAGAAGAGAGCAGAGCUAAAGGAGAUCUCUACAAAGACGCACUUGAUUCCAGACACUCAAUUAGAAGAUGCAAUUGAAGCUAUUGACUCAGGAGUGAUUGAUGCUGCAACUAUACUAGAACAAAUUGAACUUCAAAUUGCCAAGGUUAAAGAGGAAGCUUUUAGCAGAAAAGAAAUACUUGAGAAGGUUGAGAAAUGGUUGGCAGCAUGUGAGGAGGAAUCUUGGCUUGAGGAAUAUAACAGGGAUGAAAACCGAUAUAAUGCCGGAAGAGGUACUCAUCUUACACUGAAGCGCGCUGAGAAAGCUCGUUCCUUGGUUAAUAAACUUCCAGGAAGGGUGGAGGCUUUGACUUCAAAGAUUAUGGCUUGGGAAGAGGAGAGAGGGACUGAAUUUUUGUAUGAUGGUACUCCUGUUCUUUCAAUGCUUGAAGAUUAUGCUAAUUUACGAGAGGAGAAAGAGCAAGAACGACGUAGGUUGCGGGACCAGAAGAGACUUCAGGGACAACUAAUAGCGGAGCAAGAGGUACUCUAUGGCGCAAAACAAAGCCCACCAAAGCCGCAGAGUGCAAAAAAGGGUUCCAAGCAGUGUACUGGAGUUCCAAGCACUAAAAAAGUCGCCUUGGGGGGACCAAUGCUUCAAGCUCAUAAACUCGAUUCAGUUAAUUCCCCGAGGAUUUCUCAAACACGUUCUAAUAAGAAAACUGAGUUUAUGUUACAAAAUGACGCCAUUCCAGCUUCCCCAGCUUUUAAGAGAGGCCAGGACAUUGCCGAUGCUCCCUUUCGAAAGCACCCAUCAAACGGCAUAAACACUAAUGAAAUAGAAUCACCACUGGUUCGUAAGCCAUUCUCGCCCAUCUCUCUCCCAGUAUCAUCAAAAGCCAAUAUGACAAACAAGCUAGAAGAUAACGGUGAAAGUAAAACUUUACAGAAAACAAUUCCGACCAACGAUCCAUCCAACAACACCAUGACUCCCUUGAAGACGAUUUCUUCAGUCGACGAAGAGAAUAGGAAGCCAAAGGCAAUGCAUUCAACAGCGUCAGUUCAAAUGCAGACAGACAUAACACCACCUCCAACGUUACAAACUUCACUAGUCGAAGAAACUCAUGAAGAGAUGGAACAGUCGUUUGAAGAAAAGAGACUUGCUUUGAUGCAUUCGGAUAAACAAAUUCCAUCAAUGAUACAAGUAUGAAAGCUUCAGAAACCUUCUUAUUACUUGAUUUUUUAAAAAAUUUCACUCUCUUUGAUGUUUAUAAUUUUGACUGUUCUGCUGUGAAUGUAUAACUGCGAGCCUGAACGUGGACGAAUUGCAAGCUUUUAUUAAAAGAAAAUACCUUGUUUUCCCUUC
This is a messenger RNA of Gossypium raimondii (Peruvian cotton), 2475 nucleotides long. Its product is annotated as 65-kDa microtubule-associated protein 3. The record is from RefSeq and is a predicted model, not a curated record. Gene Ontology annotation, cellular component: cytoplasm; spindle. The coding region runs from base 172 to 2319 and encodes 715 amino acids. Lineage: Eukaryota; Viridiplantae; Streptophyta; Magnoliopsida; Malvales; Malvaceae. Gene Ontology annotation, biological process: microtubule cytoskeleton organization. The transcript has 13 exons. Gene Ontology annotation, molecular function: microtubule binding.